AUGGAUGCUCCAACCACAGAUGUGCCCCCAGAGGAUUACCAGAGCCCUGGCACCAUGGGCUUUGGGGACGAGCUGACUCCAGAGGCUCUGAGUGUACCUAGUGGUUUUGAUGACUUGAUCACUUCUACCACCUCCCAGGUGCUUCAGGCCGCAUCCAACGCUGGCCGCAAUGGCAUGUUGUCCAAGAUGGAUAAGUUGGCAGACCACAUGUCCAACACGGGAGACCUGGCUGACACAUCCGGUCCCCUAGAUUUGGAAAUUGUAUCCCAGGAUGAGCAGGUGCAAUUCUGGUUAGUGGUAGGGUACACCAUAGUGGUCUUUGCUGCCAUCAUAGGCAACUGGGUCUUAAACCACAUAAUUAUGAAGUAUAAGAGGGUACACACUGCCACCGGCCUCUUCGUCGUCAACAUUUCUGUGACCAACAUGAUGCUCGCUCUUCUCAGCUCUCCCUUCACCAUGGUGCGCUAUCUGUGUAAUUCCUUGGUGUUUGGAAAGAUGACAUGUCACCUCAGUCGCUUUGCCCAGUACUCAUGUGCCUAUGUAACUGUGAUGAGCAUGGCAGCUAUUUCCCUGGAUCGACAUCGGGUGAUGCUAUAUCCUCUGAAGGCCCGGAUUACUCCCAUGCAAGGCAAUGUCUGCAUCAUCAUUAUCUGGAUUGUGAGCACUUGUGCUGCUUUGCCACAUGCCGUUUACCAGAAGCUUUACCAAGUGGAAUUUGGCAACACAACAGAGGAAUCUGCCUGCCUCCCAAGUUUCCCUUAUACUUCUAAAUCCACAUGGAAAUACCUUGACCUGGGCACCUUUCUGGUGUUCUUCAUCUUGCCUUUGCUGGUGCUGGUGGCUGUCUAUGGUCAUGUGGCCAAAAAGCUGUGGAUCCAUGAUGCUGUUGAUGACAUCAAUAUCCACACUUACAUCUGCCAGCGUGGAAAGAAGAAGCAGACCCUAAAGAUGCUGAUGACAGUGGUGCUUCUGUAUGCAAUCAGCUGGAUCCCCCUCAAUGUUUACCUGGUGCUCCUGUCAAGUGAAUCCAUCUCAAGCCACAAUGGUCUCUACUUUUUCCUCCACUGGCUAGCAAUUAGUAGUUCCUGCUACAACCCCUACAUUUAUUGCUGGCUCAGUGAUAGUUUCCGUAUUGAAGUUCAGAAAGUCAUCAUGGAAAUCCAGAAGAUGCUACUAGAUAAAAUCAGCCGCCUUAGGGGAGAGCAUCGCCGACUGAGCUCUGUAUCUCAUACCCACACCCCUGCCAGUGUGGAUUCCAAUCCAGGAGUGCCCAAAUUCCCACGAUUCAGAGAUUUUGAUGAGCUGCCCAGUCCCCCUCCCUCCCCAGCAGUGGAAAUCUCCUUUCUCCAUUCAGUGCCUAGAGUUUAA
Apodemus sylvaticus (European woodmouse) is the source of this 1368-nucleotide messenger RNA. Its product is annotated as G-protein coupled receptor 83-like. NCBI's taxonomy places the organism in Eukaryota, Metazoa, Chordata, Mammalia, Rodentia, Muridae. Gene Ontology annotation, molecular function: neuropeptide receptor activity. The transcript is spliced from 4 exons. The record is from RefSeq and is a predicted model, not a curated record. Gene Ontology annotation, biological process: neuropeptide signaling pathway. Bases 1 to 1368 code for a protein of 455 amino acids. Gene Ontology annotation, cellular component: membrane.